AUGAUCGCGGAGGAUGGGAGCGCCGUGACCAGGGCGCCGGCCAUGCUCCCCAUGCUGAAGCCGAACCAAUACACCGUCAGGCUCGGCAAGGGUAAGUUGUACUCCGACAUUAUCAACGGACCAAACUGGGUCCUGAAUGAAUCGACGAUCAGGAAAGCGGUCAUGGAGCGUUUGGGUUCAGAAACACAUCCUGAACAAGCCCCUGCGCGGGGGAUGGUCGGGGGCAGACCCGUCGUCCUUGGUAUCCAGGUGGCUUUGUUCAUGGAGGAGUCUCGAGGAGCGAUAAGAGCCCAGUCCUUCGCACAGUCGUCGGGGAUGUAG
This is a messenger RNA of Cladophialophora immunda, 321 nucleotides long. RefSeq lists its product as uncharacterized. Lineage: Eukaryota; Fungi; Ascomycota; Eurotiomycetes; Chaetothyriales; Herpotrichiellaceae. The coding region runs from base 1 to 321 and encodes 106 amino acids. The transcript has a single exon. The record is from RefSeq and is a predicted model, not a curated record.